GGAGAUGGCUUUUUGAGUUGGACCAGUCGGAGUAUUAGGGUUUGAACGGGGACUCACUAGUCGUCGACUUUCCGAUCCUUUCUUCUCCCCGCCCAAAAUCCGUCGAAACUUCUCUUCUUUAGCAUUGAUUUACCUCGUCUCAGCUCUCAAUUCUCUCCCUUUUUCACGUUACUGCUUCGUUUAGGUGUUGCUUCGUUUCAGUACUCUGGUGGUGGGAGAGAUGAAUCACGGCCAACAAUCUGGCGAGGCAAAGCAUGAAGAUGAUGCUGCUCUUACAGAGUUCCUUGCUUCUCUGAUGGAUUAUACUCCUACUAUUCCUGAUGAUUUAGUGGAGCACUACUUGGCUAAGAGUGGAUUUCAGUGCCCCGACGUACGAUUGAUAAGGCUAGUUGCUGUGGCUACUCAAAAGUUUGUUGCAGAUGUUGCCAGUGACGCCCUUCAGCAUUGCAAGGCUAGACCAGCACCAGUUGUGAAAGACAAAAAACAGCAAAAGGAUAAGCGUUUGAUAUUGACUAUGGAAGAUCUUUCAAAAGCUUUGCGUGAGUAUGGUGUGAACGUGAAGCAUCCAGAAUAUUUUGCUGAUAGCCCUUCGACUGGAAUGGAUCCUGCGACAAGGGACGAAUAGAAACCAGGAAUUCUUCAUCAUCAUCUUUGCCUAGUAAGGACGGCCAUGUGUGUCAGAUCCCUGAUUCUCUGUUGUGUUUCAUUUAAAAACAAAACACACUUGUCUUGCUAGUCAUCAAUUACUACAUUACAUGUAUAUUCCUUUAUUGUUUGUUCUCGGGUGGUUCUACAUCACUUAUCCACCAUUCUUGCAAGUCUCCAAGUCGUGAUAAUAAGAUAAGUAUCCAGCC
This is a messenger RNA of Arabidopsis arenosa, 854 nucleotides long. The record is from the annotation of a GenBank genome assembly. Lineage: Eukaryota; Viridiplantae; Streptophyta; Magnoliopsida; Brassicales; Brassicaceae.